GGACAUUACGCAGAAUAUUUUACGUAGUUUAAUGUAUCAUGCUGCUUGGAUCACAUCCUUUACGAACGCAGCGUGAGUUUCACAAAUUGACAGCCAAUUUUAUAAAGUGCAUCUAAUGGAUUGUGUAGAGUCUUUGUCUCGAAAGAUGGAAGAGGAGUUUGAAGAGACGGAGGAGUCAGAGAAGCCCACGAGCGAGGAGUAUGCUGUCGCCAAGUGGCUCAAAGCCAAUGUGCCCACCAAGAAGACCAAGUUCCUCAACCACCACGUGGAGUAUUUCACCGGCACAAAAGCAGUGGAUGCUCUGCUGACGUCAAAAUGGGCGACGGGUAAGAACCGCAUCUUCAAGACGCGGCUGGAGGUCACAGACUUCCUGCAUCAGAUGCUGCUGCACAAACUCUUCCACAGGGCCAAGAAGGUUCCAGUGAGCGAACAGGAGUUGAAGGGCAAGUCGAAGAAGAAGGAUUUGGAGAAGACUAGUAAGAGUGGAGACGAGAAGGACGGUGACAAGGCUGGCAGCGCCUGUGAGGGGAAGGACACAAAAGAAGGCAAGGAAGGCAAAGACGGCAAGGAAGGCAAAGAAGGCAAGGAGUCAGAGAAGAAGAAGCGCAAGAUCCGGCUGGAGAUGCACAUGGACCAGAUAUUCCUGGACACCAAUGACGCAUACGUGUGGAUAUACGACCCUAUGCCGUGGUACUACUGGGUGUGCGGUGCGCUCGUCGUGUUCGGCACCAUCACUGUGUGCAUGUUCCCGCUGUGGCCUGCCACUGUCAGAAAAGGCGUGUACUACCUGAGCAUCGCGGCGGCCGCGUUCCUGGUGAUGAUAAUUGCGCUGACGGUCCUGCGCGUGGUGAUAUUCUGCGUGGUGUGGCUCGUGACGCUGUCCCGGCACCACCUGUGGCUGCUGCCCAACCUCACCGAGGACGUCGGCUUCUUCGCCUCGUUCUGGCCGCUCUACAAAUACGAAUACCGCGGACCCGGCUCGGAGAGCGAUAAAGCGUCGAAAAACAAGAAGAAGCGCAAAAAAGACAAGCAUUCGGACGACGAAGGUGACGAGAAAACGCCGCUAGUGGCUAGCAAGGCGGAGGACGCACCCGCCGCCGGGAUCGGCGCCGACCUCGCCGACAGGGAGGAGCCACAAGACGACCCCCCAACCCCACCAGAGAAACACUCAGAGUCAGAAUCGGAGAACAGUCAGCGCUCCUCCACGGACCGGGACUUCGAGAUAGUCGAACCCGGAGACGUGGAAGACGAGGAACCCCGGGAGCCACUCGAACCCCUCCAGGUCGAACCCCGGGAACCCCCCGCAUCCCGAAACUAAACGGUCGCUGGGUCGGGUGUCGUGUAUUGCCUGUUAACUUAGUCUAUGUUAGUUAUUCGGGUUCUUGCGUGUGACGAGGAUUUUUAAGUUAAAAUUUAUUAGUGAGAUUUGAGUUUGGGACGUUUUGAUGUCCUUUGAGACGAAACUUUACGAUUUUGAAUUUUCUUUAUGGAGCACAAGAAAAUUUUACGUCAAUAUUUAUCGAAACAAACAAGCUGUUAAUAUAAUAUUCGAUUGAUCAGUGACUAAAACCCGUAUUCUAAGAUGUUAUAACUUCCGGCAAACUUCUUGAGCAUCGCGUGUCGAAGUGGGGGAAAGUUCGCGCACGUACACUUCCGUGCAAAAAAAAUGAACUUUUGAUUAUUUUCUUAACUCAUUAAAAAAACAAUUAUUAUAUUAUUUAAUUAUGUAAAUAAAACUAAACGUAUAUUAUUAUAGUUUAUUAAAACUUAUAUUUAAUAAAAAACUAAUCGUCAGGUAAGUAUAAUAUUCCUUCCAUGGGGUUGAUGAGCUGGUGCUAGGUUUUGGAUCUGUAGACAUAGACCUCGUGCUAGUAACUAAUUCUUAAACUUAAACUAAUGAGCAAUAACAAAAACGUGACAGUUUCACUGCACGCAAGUGUAUUCGGGAUUCAAAGGGACGAAGACAAGAGUGCGCGAGGGAAGUAUCGACUGAUCUACCAAUAGCCGGUCGAUGCGGGACUCACCCGCCCCCGCGCCCCGUACCGUACCACCAAAGAGAUCUAAAAUUCGGUUGUGCGCAGUCAAGGUCGAUGCUCAAGAAGUUUGCCGGGACCUAUAACUCGAUCGUACCUCGACUCCCUCCCUCAGUUGAGGUGACCUUAAGAAAGACACGAACUCACCUCAAAAUCGAUAUUCUUAGACGUACCUUAAACCUUAUCUCGAGUUUAUUCCAUUGAGGUUGAGUGGAGACAAACCGUCAUUAUUUUCAUAUUAUUUUGAUGUAGGUACGAUUCUAAACAGCGGGUAGUUUUGAGUUAACAUACAUAACAUAACAACCUAUAUACGUCCCAUUGCUGGUCACUGGCCUCCCCUCAAUCAACCGGAGGGGGUAUGGAGCAUACUCCAUCACGCUGCUCCGAUGCGGGUCGUUGGAGGUGUUUUAACGGCUUAACUUGCCCUCCGAAGGAAUCAUCUUACUUUUUUCAAGCCUGAAAAGUCAAAACAAAGGACAGUCUCACAAAGUCAUUUCGACAAUGUCCCCAUCGCGAAUCGAACCCGGACCUCCAGAUCGUGAGACUAACGCUCUAACCACUAGACCACGGAGACUGUUGAGUUUGAGUUAAUAUCUUAGAAUACGGGUGUUAGUUAGGUCUGUUUUUAAUCUUCGAGAAACCGACUUUAAAACACGCAAAGAAUCGAAAUGAAAAUGUAAAUAAGCGACUAUAACACCGACUUUUAGUACUUUAGCUACUUAAAUUCAUGUUUAUAGUCUAUAUCAAUGCUUACAUAUUCCUUUUCAGCUAUCCGAUGUACUUGUUAUAUUAUUAUAUUUGUAAUAGACUGUUUUCUCAGAGAUAAAUAACUAUAUAAACUUAAUAAAAUGUUCAUUCGUGCAAUACUAUGAAACUGAAACUUAAUUUCGAAAGACAUUAUCGAUUAGUGAAUGAACGAUUGAUCGAAAAAUCAAGGUCGGUUAGUGAACCUUCAAGUUAUUUCGAAAAAUAUCGUUCGAAAUUAAGUUCCUUAUUCCAAUACUGUACGUAUAUGUACAUUCAUGAGCAAUAUAAUGUACCCACUUUAGGACUCUGUCGCACUAGCAUAUUUGACAUUUAGUGAGACUUACAGUUCAAUUUGUCAAAUCAGUUAAUGUGACAUGGUACCAAAGUGUAUACAUAUGCUCGUGACCGUACUUCAAUAGAUAUUUCGCAUUUCUAGUCGUACUGUUGAAUUUCCCAUUGACGUAUAAAAGAUAAUAAAUAAAAGUUGGCCAUUUUAGAGUAUUUCUGUGUAAGUUAACAAGCAAUAUGUGAAGGGAACACGGGCAGUGUUUGAAGGGAAAUCAUGCAAGGGAUAUGUACGUGUGAUUCGUCUUACACUUUAGUUUGAUUUGCAAUUGUGACGUUGAAGGGCCUUGGGUGUCGCAAAAGAGUGAGACAGCAAGCUACGAGAGACAGAGACAGAUAUAGGCUUGCAACUUACGCCUUUACGUUAGGCCGUUGAACUUCAUCUGGCAGGACCGCAUCGUACUUUCCUAUGCUUCUAUGCACUAUCUCGCUCUGGCAAAUGACGAUUCUGAGUGUCAGAAAAGGAUAGAAGUAUAGAUAAGUGCAAUGCGGUGCGGGUACAUGUAUUUCAACCAAUACACGUUUCUUUCAUAAGGUUUCUUGCUCGAAAAGGACGCAAAGGCGAUGCAUUUAAUUAUGAUUAUACCAAAACGAUGUUAUAUUUAUUUUGUAGAUAUGUAAAAAACAUGACGUACAAGAAAGAUCUUGAUGUAAAGUGUCACAGCCUCGCAGUUACCGUGUAGGUUCUAGAAAAUUCUAGAAAGUAACAGAACUCGUCGUCUCUUCAAUAAAUUCACGUAUCUAAAUCAUACAGUUUUUCAUUCUCACUGGCCAUUGGAAACGCCGUUUCGAUGACUCGAAAUAUUAUUGCAUAUUUUAUUUUGAGUUUAAACUCAAAUGAGUGAUAAGCUACAAAUCGUAACUAAUUAUUCUCAUUCAGUAUAAUAUGUAUUCUGAGAUUUUGUAUAUUAUUUUUUUAUUUUUCUUUUUUAUAUAAUAAUGUUUGUAUCUGGUAUAGAUGUUGGAUUGACACCUCGCCCUGUGCGACCGUACAGUUAAUUAAUAGAAUAGUUUCCACGAAUUUAGAUUAAAUUAAGUAUUUCACGGGCCGGUUGUUUCUAGACUCGAAUCUUUACGUUUCAGCCUGUAUACAAUAUCGCCUUUGCCAUUUAGUUUUGAUUCAAUGUUAAGUGAUACGGAAAGUAUAUUUCACAUAAAGUCACCUCUAUAGACAAGGAUAUUUUGGCACGUGGCCGUAAUCCGAACUAACGAAGCAUCUAAGAGCGCUAUUACAUCUCUCAAACACACACCGACAAAAUUGGUGCCGACGAAAAAACAACCAGAUAAAUCGACUUUAUUAUUACUGCACUAUGAUCUUAAUUUGAAUGAAUUACAUUCUGUUUGCCAAAAAACCAUAGUGUGCGGUCUAUCUUUUGACAAACAACGAUCGCAUAGUAAUAAUAAGGUUGAUUUUUCGUUAAAUCGUAAGUCAUGAUCUACGAAUGAUUGAUUGUAAUAUCGCUCUAAUGAAAAAUUUAUAUAAAUGGAGAAUGUAUGGAGAUGGUGCUCACUAGCGCCCCCUCCUGUCAAUAUCAUCCAAGUGCCACAAGAUUAUAGAAUAAAUAACAAUACUAUGUAUAGAACAAUAACUUUUCGCCCUGCACCAAUUGGGUGCCGACCUCACCUCACCCCCUCUGGGUCUUACUUUAGUCUUAAAUGACCGGUAAAGAGUAAAGUGGAGAGCGCACGGACUAUCUAUCUCGCUCGCACUUCUGCGUUAGACAGCAGCACACAGUAAGAAUGAGAUUUGUGUAUGGAGUGUGUGACAAGAACCUUGUCGGCCUAUAAUCGCGCGUUAUGUGUAGAAAAUAAUGCACCAUCUGCAUUGUGCUAAAGGGGUGGACAGAAUCACAAGUAAUUCAGAAGACAACCUCUGUUGAUUCGAGCUCCUAAGAUGGAUAUUAUAGUACAGUUAAUGGCCCCGAUUCCUACAGACUCCCCUAAUUUAAUUUUAAGUUAUAUCUUUUUUAACCGCCGUAAAGAAAAGAGACGGGCAAUCGAUAGACGUAAAAUUUAUGGAACACACGUCAAUUUUAGGCAGAAAUUAAAAACCCCACCCAAAAUUUUAUAUUGGCCAAUAACCCCUCAGAAUUAAGUUGACAGCACAUGUCAAACAGGUUGAAUAGCGGGAUGCCUAUUUUAUUCGCCCGGGUUAUUCAUUUUACAUUUAACAGUUGUCAAUCAUGCGUCCCUUUCCUUUUCGGUAGAUAAGAAUAUGACGGGUAUAACUUAAAAUAAAAUUAGGAGGUGUUUACAGGAGUCGGGGCCAUUAUCAUUGUAAUCCGCCAUAACUAUUAUUUUAGACUGAACAUGAAAAUCUCAAUCUAGAAACAUUUCCGUGACGUAACCAUAGAUAGGCGAUUUUAGACAAAUUUAAUUAUUGUGCUGUAUUUAUGCAAUUAUGUUUUGCAACAAAUAUACUUAUAUAAGUAUUUGUUAUGUCCAUCGGUUUUUGUGAAUUUUGGUGCUGUUUAUGUCUUGUAUUAUUUUAUUUACUUCGCAUACUAUUUUACAUCUCAUAGGACUAAAAACGUAGAAUAAAGAAUUAUAAUACGUAUAGAUCGGUAAGUCUUCGCCCCGCACCAUGUCUUACCGGACGCCUUACCUCACCCCCUCUGGGACUCUAAGGAGUAAGAUGGAGAGCGCGGACUGCUUGUUUCGCUCGCGCACGCGAUUACUCUAGCCAUAGAGGCGGCCAAACAGCUCACGACACUAAACACUUCAGAACCCCGAUACCGACCCCGUCGGCGUAGUCGACGAUUUCCCUUAACGCGCUUAACGCUAUCGACCCACUAGGGUCGAUUCAUUCUUUCAAAUAUUCUUCCUCUCAGACAACGUCCUGAGCCGAGGUUCGCGCCCAACUGGGCACCCUUAGGCCUGUCUUUAAUUUUGUACCGGGUGAGAGCCCUCAGCGGUCCCCAUUUGUGCGGCCAAGUAGUUAAUUCCAUCUACGGCAAAUGUACAAAAAGAAUGAUUCGCUGGCACUUACAUCUUAAGUGGCAAACGGUAACUAUGAGAUUUUUGUAUAGAGUGACCGGGGCUAGAGGGUGUAGGUACGCUAAAACUCGCCAAGGAGCAAGUUACACUGGGCGAUUGAACAGUUUGUAGAAUUUACCAGUAUAAGUUGGUCUAUCCCGCGACGGAUAGGCGCGAGUUUUAAGGUACAAUCAUAAACUAUCAUUUCGAUACUAUAAUGCAACUUUACUUUUAGUGCAUUUAGUAACUUUUAUUCUUUUCAACAGUUUUACUCAAAACUAUAUUUCUCUUCUAGUUAUACUUACUUCAGGCUGUCAUUGGUACGUAAAUGAUAUUUAUAUUAUUCCUAAUUCAUUAUUCAGUAGCUUUUUAUCGUGGAAUAAUAAUUGCUGAAUAUAUUUGUUUAUGGUCCUAUGACAUGUAUUAUAAUAAUGUGAAGUGGACACGCGGCUGCGCGUGAGUUGUAAAUUUUGCAUUUUUCCUGACAUAUCUGUGUUUGUAAAUACGGUUCAAGAUCUUAUCGGUGUUACGAAUACGACGUGUACUAAUGUAAAUCAUCGGCAACUCAAUUAAAUGAAAUGCUCUUUUAA
Molecule: messenger RNA, 6691 nt
Organism: Pectinophora gossypiella (pink bollworm)
Lineage: Eukaryota; Metazoa; Arthropoda; Insecta; Lepidoptera; Gelechiidae
Gene: Trp1
Product: translocation protein SEC62
Exons: 8
Coding region: 116-1318 (400 amino acids)
Biological process (GO): post-translational protein targeting to membrane, translocation
Cellular component (GO): endoplasmic reticulum; endoplasmic reticulum membrane
Source: RefSeq, a predicted model, not a curated record